GCUCCGAGCAUCUGGCGGCUCUGGGCGGUGUGUCCUGGGGGCGGGACCGGCGCGUCGUGUCGCGCAGUCUGGCUCCUGCGGAUUCGGCGCCCGAGUCGCAGGCCGGAGGAGACGCGGCCGCAGGCGGCUCCUUGCUCUCCGGGUCCCCGUCGCUCUCGCCAGGCUGCUGGGACCGUCCCCUUUUCCCACGUCCUGCCGAGCGACCCUGGCAUGUGUGUCCUGAUGCCAGCCCCCCUGUCACCGAGAGCCCCUCUGGGAGACUGAAAGGGUCAGCUCUGGAGCCCCAAGCUAGGGUCGACUUAGGCCAGGGAAAUGGCAUCCUUCCAGGAGCUCCGAGACCAUGCUCCUGGGGAGGAGGAAGGACUUCUGAUUGUGAAGGUGGAAGAUUGCUCUUGGGAGCAGGAGCCUGCCCAGCAGGUAGACAGCAAGGAUUCAGAAGCCUGCCGCCAGCGCUUCCGUCAGUUCUGCUACCGGGAUGUGGCUGGGCCACAUGAAGCCUUCAGCCAGCUCUGGGAGCUCUGCUGCCGCUGGCUGCAGCCGGAGCUGCACAGCAAGGAGCAGAUCCUGGAAAUGCUGGUGCUGGAGCAGUUCCUGGCUGUGCUACCAGGGGAGAUCCAAGCCCAGGUGCAGAGACGGCACUUUGGGAGUGGCGAGGAAGCUGUCGCUUUGGUGGAGGACAUACAGAAUCAGUCAUUGAAAGCCAGGCCCCAGGAUGAGCCCUCUGAAGUGGAGCCUAAGGCAGCAGUCCAGGCACUCCAAACUCCAGGGCCUCCCCAGAAGGCAAGGGUACAGAAGCAGCUCCCUGCACCCCAAGAGCAGCACAGCCUUGCCGAGCUUCCUGUUCUUAAAGAAGGACAAACAGGAGAGACGAUGGAUGUCUCCUUUGCCUCUGCAGUGCAGCUGCCUGGGAGACCUCAGCUGGGUCAUAGCUCCCCAUUCCAAAAACCUGUGGCAUCAGGAGACAUCCCUUUCUAUUUUUCCCGAGAAGAAUGGGGCUCCCUGGACCCUGCUCAGAGGGAUCUUUUCUGGGACAUAAAGAGAGAGAACUCCCGGAAUGCUGCUCUUGGUUUGGGAUCCAAAAGCCAGAACAAGAGAUCUCCUCCAGAGGAGGCUGUGACAGCAUUGUCGGGACAGACUAACUGUGAAGAGACUAUGUCCUGGAAUCCCGAGGAGGCUGACACCGAGGUCUGGGAGACCAAGAACCCACCACCGAGGACAGCCUUGGGCCCGCUGGUGGUGGCACGUCGUGGGCGGCCGCCCACGAGCAGGCGCCAGUUUGGGGAUUUAGUGACUGAGAAGCCGCACAGCUGCGGGCAGUGCGGGAAGCGCUUCCGCUGGGGCUCAGACCUAGCCCGGCAUCAGCGAACGCACACUGGUGAGAAACCACAUAAAUGCCCUGAAUGCGACAAGAGCUUCCGCAGCUCUUCUGACCUGGUGCGUCACCAGGGCGUGCACACAGGCGAGAAGCCCUUCUCCUGUUCUGAGUGUGGCAAGAGCUUCAGCCGCAGCGCCUACCUGGCAGACCAUCAGCGCAUCCACACAGGGGAGAAACCCUUCGGUUGCAGCGAGUGUGGGAAGAGCUUCUCAUUGCGCUCCUACCUGCUGGACCACCGGCGUGUGCACACGGGCGAGCGGCCUUUUGGCUGUGGCGAGUGUGACAAGAGCUUCAAGCAGCGUGCACACCUCAUCGCGCACCAGAGCCUACAUUCCAAGAUGGACCAACUCAUGGGGUGAGUCGCCAGUGGGACCUGAGCAGUCCAGCAAGGUGGACACUCCCUGUGAGUCUCACGGCCUCUCUUUGUUCCUCUUGGAGAAUUCUCUUGCCUGUGACCACUGCCACCCUAUGGAAGGGACCCAAGGCCUCUGUACUCUGAACUGGCCUGCCUGCUCCCGGGAUCUGCCUCCUGUCUCUCCCCUUCCUGUUCUGGAUUUCUCUUCCACUUAUUGCCUGGAGCUUCACAGUUUCUAGUUGAGUGUCAGGUGGUGUGAGGCCUCCCGGGCAGGACCUAGGGUUUCUCCCCAGGACCCUCCGGGC
Arvicola amphibius (Eurasian water vole) is the source of this 2035-nucleotide messenger RNA. It is a transcript of the gene Znf213, whose product is annotated as zinc finger protein 213. Gene Ontology annotation, molecular function: RNA polymerase II cis-regulatory region sequence-specific DNA binding; DNA-binding transcription factor activity, RNA polymerase II-specific. The transcript has 6 exons. The record is from RefSeq and is a predicted model, not a curated record. Bases 313 to 1734 code for a protein of 473 amino acids. Lineage: Eukaryota; Metazoa; Chordata; Mammalia; Rodentia; Cricetidae. Gene Ontology annotation, biological process: regulation of transcription by RNA polymerase II.